UCAUCGUAGUAUCAAACAGUUUCAUAAAUACGUUGUAAUCCUAGACUGGUCGCCCUUUGCUGUCAGUUGUAGAUUUAAUUACAUUUGUAUACUACCUACAUUAAACAAAUUUACAAUGAUUUCAACACAGAUUUUUAUAUCAGCGAUUGUGUUGUUAUCUGUAGUUCAAUACAUCACAUGUUUGGACAAAACUGGCACAACUGUUGGUGCUACCAAACCUAAUAAGGACGCUUAUAUUGACAUCAAUAAAUCAGAAUCUCCAUCGUACAUCACUUCUUUGGACAAAACUGGCACAACUGUUGGUGCUUCCACUGCUACCAAACCUGAUAAGGACGCGUAUAUUGGCAUUAAUAAAUCAGAAUCUCCAUCGGAAGAAGAGGCAAUGAUGAAUGAAGAAAUUCCAGAAAAAAAGUCAAUGGCAUCCCGUUUUUGUAAUUUAAUCACAAAGCCCAUUAGUGUAUUUUGGGAGCCUAUACAAGGGGCAUUGUCGAGUUCACUGAAAACCGCUGUGAAACUCUUUUAAUCCACAGAUAACAUCCAAGCCAUUUCAAAAUGGAACAGCAGCUUGCUGCUAAUAAAUAGCAGUUUUACAUAAUAUUUAUAAUAGUAAUACCUUUUAUCAUGUUGUAGUGAUUAAUAAACUAUUUGUUAUU
This is a messenger RNA of Acyrthosiphon pisum (pea aphid), 653 nucleotides long. RefSeq lists its product as uncharacterized. The coding region runs from base 116 to 523 and encodes 135 amino acids. The record is from RefSeq and is a predicted model, not a curated record. Lineage: Eukaryota; Metazoa; Arthropoda; Insecta; Hemiptera; Aphididae. The transcript has 4 exons.